AUGUUUGGUAUCGAUAGAUAUACAUAUAAAGUCGAGGUCGACAAGAAUGAUCGACCAAACACAGUUGCCCCAACAGAGUCUGGUGUUGAAGAUGGUGCAGCAAGCGAUCCAAAGUAUCGACAAUUCAAUGAUGAUCUGAAUACAACAUUGCAGUCUUUUGCCAAGUCUGUAGAAUGGGCAGAUUUGGUCAAAUGGCUUAGUAAGUUGUCUAAAGUGUUUGAGAAGUAUCCAAAGUCUGCUAGUAUCCAGCCCAAACUACUACUCUCCAAACGUCUGUCACAAUGUCUAAACGCCUCAUUACCAAGUGGCUGUCACAGUCAUGCACUCGACACCUACCAAAUGAUAUUCAGUCGCAUUGGUACUGAACGACUAUCGAUUGAUAUUGCGAUAUAUGGAGCAGGAUUGUUCCCGCUGUUUAGAUACGCGAGCACAGAUGUUAGGUUCAAGAUGUUGCAGUUGUUUGACAAGUAUCUGGUGCCACUUGGACAUAACUUAAACACAAGUCUUAAUGGCAUCGUCUCAUCUUUGUUGCCAGGCCUAGACGAAGGCUCAGGCGAACUCUACGAAUCAGUGCGCAAGACACUCAAUCUGAUCAACAAGUCAACUUCGACACUCAUCUUUCAUCAAGCGAUCUGGAAGAACUUGAUCACAACACCCUACAACCGUCACGCUGCCAUUGAGUACCUAAUCAAACAUCUUCCAAAGGACUUCUCAGAUGUAUCCAUUCAAGACUUAUACUUGCCAGAGAAGGAGACAUUGGUUGCGCAGGCCAUCUGCCAGUCACUAACAGACAGCACGACAUUGGUACAGAGGAGCAUGUUGGAAUUGAUAACAGCCUUCUUCCCAUUGUCCUACAAUAUAUUCUCUGGCGCAGCACUAGAGAACAUCAUCAAGGCAGCAGUCAGUGUGGUCGUCUCCAAAGAUGCCUCACUAAACAAGCGACUCAACUCAUGGCUACUCGGUAGCGACAACGAUCCCAACUACUUUUCACAGCAUGGCAAGCAACCAACAAUCAAUGCAUUCAAGAAACUACUCAAUGAUCGACUACAUCCAAUUGGAACAACAGCCAACACUACUCUAGCGCACAAGGAUAUGACAUCACCAUUUGUAAUAUUAACAUACUUGUUCCAGAAGGAACAGUUCCAGACGAUACUCGAUGGCAUCUUGCUGGACAUCCUGCGCUGCCUGUACAAAUUCAAGGAAGGAUACAGCUUCUCCAAGGACAUGGUCAAGUACAUCGACGAGCUGCUGGCCUCGAUCACAGACAGCAAGGUCGUGUGGACGUUCGUAUCCCAACUUCUAACAUUCAAGUCGGGCUCGAGUGUGUCUGAAGCCAUCGAGAAUGUGAAGCUGGUCGAAUGCUACUUGGACGUCGUCCCGCUCUCGGUUGAGGAUGUGCAGUCCCACCAUCUGCCCUCGCUAUUGUUGGCCAUCGUCCGUUCGAUGAAGUCGAUCAUCGAGCCACGCGACAACAAUCUGAUCAUCGCAUUCACACAGCUAUUCGAGUCCAUCGACACCUUCCAAGACUACUUCAUCAUGCUCAGCGACUACAUUCGAGAUGGCUGUCAGACUGUCUCGGCGCCGCUCUCAUCACCACGCAACUAUUCAUUCUCAACAAACACGGCUGCAGGUGGCGCAGUGUCACCAUUGCCCGACCUAUCGCACAGCGCAACGUUGACCAACAGCAGCGACACCUUUGUCAUAUUGGACCUCUCACUGCAGGUUCUUGUGGGCUUGUUCCAGCAAUUCCGUGCGUCGCCAACAUCGUCAACGUCGUCCCCGGCUCUCGGCUCCACGACCUCACCUAAGUGGUUCUGCCCACUCUACGACUACUGUAUGUCCGAGAAUCCGUACAUCAGUUGCCUGGCGAUCAGGUCGUUCCUCAGCCUCGUGUAUAGACAGGGCGACUCAGGACUCAGUCGCAGCAUCAAGAACCUUGUAACGGUAGAACAUUUCACAUCACUGGCCAAGAAGUUGUGGUCGAUACUCGAGCCACAAAACUGCGCCGUACACUACAAAGUGGCGUCGUUGUUCCUAUCACUGGGCGAGAUGAACGAGGAGGCCUGCGCAACUGUCAUCUCCGAGUCGAUGCUAGACACGAUCCUCGCAAACCGCGUCGAGGGCUACCAGAAGUUUGCGUUGUUCUGGCGUCUUGCUGGCGAGCUAGGCAACACUUCAUUGAUGUUCUCGAACACACUGUUCCUGAUGCUCGACUCACUGCAUAGCGACCAGCCAAUCAUCAAGCUCACCGGCCAGACUUGGUUGGCCGAUGGCAUCAGCAAGGCCGAGCGCAUACUCGACCCACUGCUACGCAUCCUGCUCGACACGUCCACCGUGCGCUUCAAUCACAUCUAUCAAUCAAUGUACGACACGCAACAGGUCAUCUACACAUUCAGGAUACUCAAGGCAAUCAUCGAGUGCGACUUUAAGCUCUUCAUUCAACACGUGAUUGAGAAGCCAAUCUCAAAGGAGAUCAUACAGAUGAAUGAUGCACAGACAAUGGUCGUUCGCAAGGCUACCCCUUCGUCGUCAUCAUCGUCUGAGAGGACACCACACGAGUCCUCAGGCCUCACUACUUCUCCUCACAUCUUCUCGAACUACUCUCCCAAGCUAUCGGCUUCGAUUGGUGGCAUCACAGAGACAUCGUCCGACUUCCUGUUCAUACCAACCAACUCAUACAUUGAUCUACUGGUCGUGGUGGCACUGCGCUUCCUACAAGGAAUGGUCCCAAACAGUGUGGACAAGACCACCGAGGAGGGCAAGACAUUCGUCUCACAGAACGAUGUCGUCCAGAUCAGCGCCGCCGAGUUCCUACAGUAUCUAUUGGCCCAGACCUCCAUCCACCCGGCUAAAGCCUGCGAGAUUGCCAACUACAUCCAGGAGCCAAUCCUUCAGAACCUGGCACAGGCUGUAUCAUCGAGCAACAUGGUGCUCCAGGUGCAUCUUCUCCAACUGCUUCGCUCCAUCGUGCUGAUCGACUCGUCAUCCGCCGCGCCCAUGCCAAUGCUACCAACAUCGCCACAGUGGGCCAACAUCAACUCUCUACAUGACAGCAACGGCAGCCACGGAUCGAUGGGCAACACAUCGAUCGCGUCGAUCACUCAAUCGACAAUGUUCUUGCAGACGACUGUCGUUGGUCUGAUCCAGCCAUCAACGCGCUUCAACAUUCGAUUCUACUGGCUGGACUUUAUAACAUUCUGUUUGCCAAGGAUGGCCAACUCGGCGCAGCUCCCACACGUCGUCACCACCAUUGUCAACUGCAUACGUGACCUCUUGCUCUCAUUCGACAAUCGAUCACUGUUUGACAGUCUUACAUCACGCGACAUCAUUGUGUUGCUCAAGAGUCUCACAUACAUUCUCAAGUUCUCGGUGCUCGAGCCCAUCACACCGUUUGUUAAGGUCGUCGCUGAGGACUCGCAGGGUAGCGGCAGGUAUGGUCCACUUGGUGGCGUGCGCAUCUUGACAGACUUUGUCAAGGACGUGUUCACAGCCGAGACAGACCCAUCGACGAUCCUCACGCCAUUGGGCAAGGUGCGCGAUGAACUGUUCAAGGACCUCGCCGGCAUCAUCACACCCCUGGUCAAGUUGUGGGGCCCUCCCAAGACUGCCUCAUUGGGCAAGAUGUCAAUGUCCACUGACGUAUCCUCGGACACACACAACAAGUAUGCCAUUCAGGACAUGAUACUUCAUGUACUGGACCCCUUGGCCACCAAAUACCCGACACAGCUCGUUGGCGCUGUGAUUGACAUAUGGCAGAUGACCGACUUUAACAAUGCAGAAUCACAAUCGACGCGAAAAGUCAUGAUGGAGAUCCUCAACAGCCUAGAGUCUGUGCGCGAGGAUAGUGUAUUCCAAUCGUGCUUCCAGAUCCUCACGGCCCUGCACACUCAGGAGCGCAACAAGGCCUUACCCAAGGUGAUGAUGUCCAAGUUCACAUUCAAGGAGGCUGCGUUGUAUGACUUUGUCUACAGAUACAUUGAAGAGUACACCACGCCCUUUGAUGGCAUAUCUCAGUCACUGCUGGCCAUUGUCCGACAGUCUCUGCACUCGUCCAACCCCAUGACCUACAUCACCCAGCUUCAGCUCAUCCACCUCUACGUGCGCAAGCAAUGUCCCGAAGAGAAGUCCAAGAACCAGUUACGUUACAAGCACAACAAGCGCGAACUACAAGAGCUGAUACCAAAGAUUGUCGAGGCCUGCUUCAUGAUCAGUGGCAAGUCUUUCAAUGAUAUCUCGGCCAUCUACAUCCCGCCCACUGGCAUGGGGGAUGGCGCACCCAUGCGCCCAUCCUCGUUCGAGUUGCGCAGUGACUCGCCCACGACCACCUCGUCCGGCUCAUCAUCAUCAGGAAACUCUGUCGACGAUAGUCCCAACUACGGUGGCUCACGCGGACGCACAUCGUCUAGUGGCGAGCACGACUCUGGCAACUAUUUGAAGCGCGAGACGCGUCUAAAGACUCAGGUCAGCUUCCGAUCGCUCGUACAGCUGUCUACUACGCUGGCGCCACUGCUCGACACAAUCUUUGAUGACAAGGAGCGCGUUGCAGCCAUCCUGGCCAACUCAAUCUACAACGUCGUGCCCUAUCUUAAGUCCAAGGCAGAGGCAUCGCGUGAGAACACCUAUUACUCGACAUGUCUAUUGUCCUCGCUCUCUGAGUACCCAUACAACAUCAAGUCCAUCAAAAAGGAGGCACUAGAACUAUUCUUUGACUACGACUUCUUCAAGCUUGACAUCAAGACUCUCGAGCAGACCAGCAAGUGCAUCAACCAGAUCAUGAUCCAUGACAAGACAGCCCUGUCCGACUUUAUAAAGAUACUUAGCAAACCUUGGACAGCACCUUCGGCGCUCACAUUCGUGAACAAGGAGGCUGAGUCGAUCAACAGAGCAAAGCAACUGAAACGACUGUCAUUCAUCAUUUUGAGUGGCGUUGAGAAUCAGUAUCUCUCAAUACUGCCAUUGGUGUUGGAGAAGAUAGUCGAGUCACUGCGCAUCCCCAACGCCACAGUGCUACAUCUUCAAGUGUUCCAAUGUCUUCGUGUACUGCUCGUUAGGAUGUCACACGAGAAUCUACGAUCAUUCUGGCCGAUUAUCAUCACCGAACUCAUUGACAUCCUGUCACAUGCACACGACGACAACACACCCAGUGAACUAGUGUUGGCCGCCUGCAAGUUCCUGGAUCUCGCCCUUACUCUGCCAACGAUCACCGAGCAAUUCAACCUCUAUGAAUGGGUGUUCAUUCGGGGAUGCUUCAUCAAACACCAAGCCGCACCAUUCAAGCCCUACGUCGACAGCAUAUCACAAUGUCCAAUAAUGGAACUCAACGAGGAUGACAACACACCACCAUCGAUACUUACAUCGUCUGGUGUCAUGACUGCGCCAGACAUUAGUAGACAACUUGCACGACCAUGUAUAUUAAUUCGAUCACUAUCAGAGUUGGCAAAUGGAUACAUAGAGUUCAAGGCUUACUUGUCAAAGUUCUCAAUCGCCAUUUAUAAGCGCCACUUGAACACCAAUGCCGUCGACCUGAACUACAUCAACGAGUUGCUAUGCUUUGACUUUUGUGAAUUGGACCUCACCAAGCUGAGCAUCUCUGGCGACAUCCAGUUUAGUCCUCUGGCGCCCUCUGGACUCUCCAACAUUCUGGCAAGCGAUAGUACAACCUCAACCUCGACAACAUCAACACUUCCAACAACAUAUGAGUCAUCAUCGUCAACAACAAGUGGUAUAUCUCAAGAGAAUAGUGGCAGUGGUGGUGGCGGCGGAACACAAACAACACAACCUUGGACAAGAACAAAGAUCACUGGGUCUGGAUCAGGUGGAGCAGGAGUCGUAGGAAACUCUAGUGGAUUCAAAUCUACCACCGCUAACUUCUUGGAGAGAGCCAGGACUACCAGUGGCUCAAACAACAGCAUCGAACAGCCCACGACAACCAACAACAGGGUGGACUCACCAUCAAUGUAA
Messenger RNA from Acytostelium subglobosum LB1, 5961 nucleotides. RefSeq lists its product as hypothetical. Lineage: Eukaryota; Evosea; Eumycetozoa; Acytosteliales; Acytosteliaceae. Bases 1 to 5961 code for a protein of 1986 amino acids. The record is from RefSeq and is a predicted model, not a curated record. Gene Ontology annotation, cellular component: endosome; trans-Golgi network. Gene Ontology annotation, biological process: Golgi to endosome transport. The transcript has 7 exons.